Dendroctonus ponderosae (mountain pine beetle) is the source of this 690-nucleotide messenger RNA. It is a transcript of the gene Trs33, whose product is annotated as trafficking protein particle complex subunit 6b. The record is from RefSeq and is a predicted model, not a curated record. Gene Ontology annotation, cellular component: TRAPP complex; cis-Golgi network; trans-Golgi network. Gene Ontology annotation, biological process: regulation of GTPase activity; endoplasmic reticulum to Golgi vesicle-mediated transport. The coding region runs from base 124 to 594 and encodes 156 amino acids. Lineage: Eukaryota; Metazoa; Arthropoda; Insecta; Coleoptera; Curculionidae. The transcript has 2 exons.
AAAUGCAAAACUUUGUUCACAAAAUAUCCCCCCUAAGGGGAUGUUCUGUGUCUUUGUUGAUGUUUACUUUGUGUGAUAGCUGUCACAUAUUCUAUCCCCCAAUUCGACCUGUGGGGCCUACUAAUGGAAGACACCCUUCUCGACUUGCUACAUUCAGAAAUAAUUAACUACACCCUUCAAAAUGGGGAUGAAAAAGAUAAAAAGGAAGAAGACCUGUCCGGUUUGGAAUACAUUGGGUUUUCAACCGGCUACCGGAUAAUCGAGCGGUUGACGAAAGAAAUGCCCCGUUUUAAGGACGAGUUGGACACCAUGAAGUUCAUCUGCACUGAUUUCUGGUUGGCGGUUUACAAGAAGCAGAUCGACAACUUGCGGACAAACCAUCAAGGCGUCUACGUGCUGCAGGACAACGCCUUUCGUUUCCUCAGCAGGCUGUCCAGCGGCAAGCAGUACCUAGAAGCAGCCCCAAGGUAUGUGGCUUUCACUUGCGGGGUUAUCAGGGGCAGUUUGGCCAAUUUGAGCAUCCAGUGUUUGGUCACUGCGGAAGUGCAGAGUUUGCCUUCCUGCAAGUUUCACAUUCAAGUGCAGCGAAUGUAAAUGGAUCCAGCACAAUUUUUGUGCAAGGGUUUUGCUUGGUUUGUUACAGUGAAAACCUAGUCCUAGUUAAGUUCAAUAUAUGAUUUUUAAUAUUUA